This is a messenger RNA of Heterobasidion irregulare TC 32-1, 1260 nucleotides long. RefSeq lists its product as uncharacterized. The transcript is spliced from 3 exons. The record is from RefSeq and is a predicted model, not a curated record. Bases 98 to 1252 code for a protein of 384 amino acids. Lineage: Eukaryota; Fungi; Basidiomycota; Agaricomycetes; Russulales; Bondarzewiaceae.
AACCACACGCCGCAUCGAAGUCAAUGUAGAAAGACCGACGGCCGGAGUAGAACGAGAUGAACUCGAUUACGGCAACGAUGACCCCGUUUAUAAUAUCAUGUUCCUCCCAGGAUUUAACGGAGAACUAAUUGUGUCUGAAGCAGCGGGACGAGUCGUCUGCUGGGAGGUGCCUUUAUCCGGUUCCAAUGCUUUUCUUUUAGCAGAACGUAGCAUUCCUCCAAAUCAUACCUUGAUGAAAAUCAUGACCAAUACUGACAGCGCAAAUGAGGCUGUCUUGGCUGUCAUGUAUAGACCUGCUACGGCUGAUCUUACGAUUAUCAUCGAGUUGUGGGGUUUAGACAGGUUCCACGGAGCUUUCACAGUUCUCAGGUGUGAGAACAUCCCGAACGGCAGCUCAUCAUCAAUGAGCCAUUUCACUGGUGAUUGGAUCAUCAUGGGCCAUCCUGUCUCAAUGUGGAACUGGAAACGGAAGGGUCAAAACUUCACCUUGAAUAAUUCCAUUCAAAACAAUACUAGGGCUUUAUACCCUAUAGCCAUCAGGAGGAUUCGCAAUCACCUCCUCAUCGUCCGCCAAAACCACAUUCAACUGCUGCCAUUACCGAGCCUCGAUGGAACUGUCUCAACGAAACCAGAUUAUGGAGGUGGGACCAUUCUGCUUCCGGCCCCAAUUUGUGAUGCAACCAUCGUCACAAAACCUCUCACCGGCGAUGAGCGGGAUCUUUGGCAAUUCGAUCCUACUACAGUCCUUGUGCGCAUGUAUCACCAAGAAGUUGAUUCAGUCUACAAGUAUGACCUCUUCCCGGUCCCCGUCGAUGCGCCUGCGCCCCCGUCAGGAUACGAGGACGUUCACUUUCCCAAGUCAUUGCCAUGCAGUCUCUCUUCUGGCCCAUCGGAGAUCAUUCCAGUCGUGCAGUCGUGCAAGAAAUUAACCGCUGGGCACAACGGGAAGGGGUAUUGGCUUGAGAAUAGAAAUGUGACACGGGGCAGGAAUACGUUUCAUGCGCUGUGUUUUGUAGGGUUCCAGGUGAAGAGUCGCUUUGAGCCUUCCAGCACGACCCCGUUGGAUCUUGGAGCAGGGUGCUGGAGGCAAGAGAUGGUGGUCACGAAGAAGGAGGUCUAUGCGUCGAGAGUUGGGAUGGGUGAAAUAUUGGGCAUGAGGUACCGAAUUUUGUCUUCUGCGCUGGAGGAUACGGUAGGGCGGCUUGCCAUUGGGCGCCGGGAUGGCAGAAUUGAGAUCGUCGACUUCGCUUGAUUAUCCCC